AUGUCUGACCGUCCCAAGUCUCCCAAAGCCAAAUACCAAACCGAACGAAUUAUUCGCGUCGAUGCCAUGCCUCCCGCUUAUCGAUCAUCUACAUAUGUGGUGCAACCAGCUCUCCUUCCCCUCAAUCAUUGCCAUGGAAAUCUGUACUUAGUUCAAGAACGUGAACGCGAACCAGAGCGCGCGCCGGGACAAGAAAGGGAAGGAGCUAGAGAAAUAAAUAGGAGACCAAGUUGCUCGGAUUUAUUCCAUAGUAUUGAUGUUAUGCAACGAUUGGGCGAAAGAUUCAAGGUGCUAAAUGCGACGUUUUCUCAUCCGUCUCCUCCCACUCCGAACGCAAAUUCAGGCAAUAACAAUUCCUCCCCUUUGCUGCCUCCUCAUAACGGGAAUCCUGGUCAUGGUAACACCAAUGCUCCUCCUGCCCAAGCAAAUGAUAACCCUGCGAACGCGGCAUUAGCAGCCAGGAUUAAAGAAUUGAAAAAGGAGAAGGAAAUUGAGAAGUUGAAUGGGGAAUUGAAUGGGUUUAGGGGUGAUAUCAAAGAGCUGCAGAUGAAAUCUGAGAGAGAGGAAGGAAGGAGAGAGGGGAGAAUGGAGGGAAUGGGUUUGGGUAACAAUAUUAUGGUGGCUGGUCACGGGCGCAAUUUUGGUGAUUCUUGGAUCGACACGAAUGGAGAACUUGGUCAUAAUUUCUCACAACGUCGUGGCCAAGAUCGAGAUCGAGACGCAGAAAAUACAAGACGGAGAAUCGAAGCGUUGGAACAGCAGAGGGUUAGAGAAGUGGGUGGUGAGUUACUGCUGCGCAGAAUAGAUGAUAGAUUGGAGGGAAGACUGGAUCGGAUGGCGGAUGCGGAGAGACAACGGGAAAUAGUGGUGUUGAGGGAGAGGGAGAGGGAAAGGGAGAGGGAUAUGGAGAAUGAGAGGAGAAUUAGGAUGGAUAGGUUUGAGGAUAGAGUUGAGGGGCGUGUAGAUAGGUUUGAGAAUCGUGUUGACAGGAUGGUGGAACGGGAGUUUGAUAGGGUGGGUGAGGGUGUAAGAGGAGGGGAAAGAGAAAGAGAGAGAGAAAGGAGGGAAUUAGAGAGAUAUGCGAGACCGAGAAUUAUGAGGGAGAGGGAGAGAGAGAGAGAUUGGGAGUAUGGAUAUGAGAAUGGUUCUGGGUAUGGAGGGCGCAGGUAUCGAGGGUAUGUGUAG
Sclerotinia borealis F-4128 is the source of this 1185-nucleotide messenger RNA. Lineage: Eukaryota; Fungi; Ascomycota; Leotiomycetes; Helotiales; Sclerotiniaceae. The record is from the annotation of a GenBank genome assembly.